GGGGAGAUCACUAAAAGAAAAAGAAUAAUUACCUUAGGUCAAAAGAACACGAAACAGAAAAGUAUGAAAAAAUUAAUUCUUUUGAGGUUAUGCAAGUUAAGUCAAGUGCUGAAUUGCUACAACAAUAUAAUAUUAAGAGAGAGAAGAUCAUGGCUGACAAUAAGAAAGCUAGGUUGCAAGCUCAAGACCCAAAAGAUCCAACAAGAAAACAACCCUUCACAAUAGUGGAAGAUGCAUUUGAAGAGCAAACUAGGGCUUCGAAGAAGAAAAAGAAGGUCCAACCAAACUCACUUUUUCAAGAAUGUGAGCAUAAUGGGAAUAAUUCAAAGGCUGCUAAAAAAAACUCCCAAAGUGGGAAUGAGACAAUGUUUCAAGUUGAAAAGAACUAAAAAACUGGGAAUAAAAAAAACUGUUGAAGAUGAUACAAUAGAUCAAGAUGAUGCAAGUUCUAAUGAGGAGGGAGAAGAUACAAGUGAGCUGAGCAUAGAAUCAAACAAAAAAGGAAUGAGUAUUGACAUGUAUUUUAAAGUGCAUGGGAUUAAUUUCGAAGACGAGGAAGAUGAGGAAAAUGAGGAAGAUGAGCAAGAUGCUGCAAAUAUUGAGGAUGGUGGAGGACAAGCUAGUAAUGAAGGCACUAAAAAGAAAACUCGUGGCAAGACCUUAUGCAAAAAACUUCAUGCCACUGAUUUUAAUGAUCGACGGGAGGUGGAGUUUUUACAAGGACAGCCUAUUGGUCCAACCAAGGAGGUCGUAGCUAACCUAGGCCAAUUUUUGGGUUCAACAGUUAGAAAUCCUUGUUUUGUGACUUUGCUAUACAUUAGUUGACAUGGUGUGCCUGAU
This is a messenger RNA of Arachis ipaensis, 840 nucleotides long. The record is from RefSeq and is a predicted model, not a curated record. Lineage: Eukaryota; Viridiplantae; Streptophyta; Magnoliopsida; Fabales; Fabaceae.